AUGCAAAGAAGAUUAUUUAAUAAUCUAUCUAGUCUUUUAAAAAGACAACAAUAUAAACAACCAUAUAUUUACCAUUCAGUUUCUUAUUCAACUACGAAAUCAGUUCCAUUAACUUCUGAAACUUAUUCAUCAAAAGUUUCAAGAAAUCCAAACUAUAAAAAAUUAGAUGCAAAAGAUUUAGAUUUUUUUAAGUCUAUCAUUCCUGAAACUUCAAUAAUCACCGAUAAUGAUGACUUAUUAUUUUACAAUGAAGAUUGGAUGAGAAAAUACCGUGGUCAAUCAAAAUUAGUAUUAAAGCCAAAGACUACAGAAGAAGUAAGUCAAAUUUUAAAAUAUUGUAAUGAUAAUAAAUUAGCUGUUGUACCACAAGGUGGUAAUACUGGAUUAGUAGGUGGUUCCAAUCCAGUUUUUGAUGAAAUUAUUAUCUCAUUAUCUUCAUUAAAUAAAAUUAGAUCAUUUGAUCCAGUCAGUGGUAUUUUAAAAUUGGAUGCUGGUGUUAUAUUAGAAAAUGCUGAUCAAUAUUUACAAGAACAAGGCUAUAUAUUUCCCCUUGAUUUAGGUGCUAAAGGUUCUUGUCAAGUUGGUGGUAAUGUUGCAUGUAAUGCCGGUGGAUUAAGAUUAUUAAGAUAUGGAUCCUUACAUGGUUCAGUAUUAGGUUUAGAAGCAGUUUUACCAGAUGGUACAAUUUAUAACUCAAUGCAUUCAUUAAGAAAAGAUAAUACUGGUUAUGAUUUAAAACAAUUAUUUAUUGGAAGUGAAGGUACUUUAGCCAUAAUUACUGGUAUUUCAAUAUUAUGUCCAGCUAGACCACAAGCUCAAAAUGUUGCAUUUUUAGCUGUUAAUUCUUAUGAAGCAGUUCAAAAAGUAUUUGUUGAAGCUAGAAAAGAAUUGGGUGAAAUAUUAUCAGCAUUUGAAUUUAUGGAUCAAACUUCUCAAGUAUUAACAGCUAAACAUUUAGGUAUUUCACAUCCUAUUGAAUCUGGAGAUUAUCCAUUUUAUAUUCUUAUUGAAACUUCAGGUUCGAAUAAAGAACAUGAUGAUGAAAAAUUGGAAAAUUUCUUAGGUGCAGCCAUGGAAAAUGGUUUAGUAGAUGAUGGGAUUAUAGCACAAGAUGAAUCUCAAAUACAAUCCUUAUGGUCUUGGAGAGAAUCUAUACCUGAAGCUUCAACAAUGUAUGGUGGUGUUUAUAAAUAUGAUGUUUCAAUUCCAUUAAAAGAUUUAUAUGGAUUAGUUGAAGAAGCAAAUAAAAAGUUGGAAGAAGCUGGUAUUUCAAGUUUAGAAGAUGAAGGAAAGCCAGUUGUAGCUGCUUUAGGUUAUGGUCAUAUUGGUGAUGGUAAUUUACAUUUAAAUGUAAGUGUUAGAGAAUAUUCUCCGCAAGUUGAAACAGUUUUGGAACCAUUUGUUUAUGAAUGGAUUUCGUCAAAGAAAGGUUCAAUUUCAGCUGAACAUGGUUUAGGUUUCCAAAAAAAGAAUUAUAUUGGAUAUUCUAAAAAUGAUAUUGAAAUCAAAUUAAUAAAAGAAAUAAAGAAUCAUUAUGAUCCAAAUGGUAUAAUGAAUCCAUAUAAAUAUGUAUAA
Insectozyma verbasci is the source of this 1575-nucleotide messenger RNA. NCBI's taxonomy places the organism in Eukaryota, Fungi, Ascomycota, Pichiomycetes, Serinales, Debaryomycetaceae. The record is from the annotation of a GenBank genome assembly.